This is a messenger RNA of Mus pahari (shrew mouse), 1647 nucleotides long. It is a transcript of the gene Ifi44l, whose product is annotated as interferon induced protein 44 like. NCBI's taxonomy places the organism in Eukaryota, Metazoa, Chordata, Mammalia, Rodentia, Muridae. The record is from RefSeq and is a predicted model, not a curated record. The coding region runs from base 111 to 1490 and encodes 459 amino acids. The transcript has 8 exons.
CAAAGAGCUUUCCAUUCUCCAGCUGCUUCACAACCCAGAAAAAAAGAGUUCUCUACUGAACUUACCCUCCAGUUCAGCCUGCUCCAGGUCGCAGCAGCAGUUCCAGGAACAUGAAAGUGACAACCAUUUUGACAUGGAUAGAAGAAAAGAUUCUGGAAAAGCUGCUUGGGAAUGCAUCUUUGACUCUUCUCUAUCAGUCCAGUGUUCAUAAAAAUUGUGUUCGUGAGAUGACUCAGAAAUGUUCUCUUCAGGGAUCCACGAUGACAGUAUUUCACGCAGAGAAAGAUGUUGUUGUGGGUGUUUUUAUACUGGAGGAUUUUCCUAGUUUAGGCUCUGAAAAGCAAUGUACUUGUGCGUGGUUUUCAUUUAAAAAGAAUAAUAGCUCUGGAAUAUCAGCUUUGUGUUUGAACACAAAAGUAAUAGUUGAAUCCGAAGAGCUGAUAAUUUUCUCACUCGAUGGUGAUGGUUUGUCACUCGGUGUGAAUUCACUUGGAGGCUGCACACUUUCUCUAAAUAACACAGUAAUGAACGAAUUAGAACUCAAUCUUGGACGUGGCCUUAUAUCUGUGGAAUGCGAAAUCUUUCGAGUUGAUGGCAUUAAGAAAAAUCCAGGCUUCAUAAGGAAGAUGAUGACUGCCGAACAGCACCGAGGAAAAUUACUCUCUGCUCUCAGAGCCUACAAGCCUUAUGAGGGCCUGGUUUCAGAAGUUCGUAUUCUCUUGGUGGGCCCAGUAGGCUCAGGAAAGUCCAGCUUUUUCAACUCAGUGAAGUCUGUUUUCCAAGGCCACCUAACUCGCCAGGCCAUCGUGGGGUCUGACGAAAGAAGCAUCACUAAGCAGUAUAGGGUUUAUUCUAUUAAAGAUGGAAAAAGUGGGGAAACACUCCCAUUUAUGCUGUGUGAUUCAAUGGGGCUGGAGGAGGGAGAGGAAGCUGGGCUGUGCGUAGAUGAUAUUCCUCACAUCUUAAAAGGCUGUGUACCAGACAGGUAUCAGUUCAACCCAUGUGAGCCGAUUAAGCCGAAUCGCUUCCCUCAGGAUGCCUCUCCACCUCUGAAGGACAGGAUUCACUGCGUGGCUUUUGUCCUAGACAUCAACUCGGUUAAUACACUAUCUGAUAAAAUGGUGGCAAAGCUGAAAAAAAUUCGCAAAGAUGUAGUAGACUCUGGUAUAGGAUAUGUAGCCUUGCUUACAAAUGUGGAGGAGUAUGAUGAAGUUCUUGAUGACAAUUUUGCAAACAUGACAGAAACUGUGACUUCUCUAAGACAGGUACAGGAUGUCCAAACCAUGCUAAAUAUUCCUAUAGCCAAUAUCUUGAUGGUCAGCAAUUAUGCUUCAGAGCGAAGGUUGGAGCCUGUGAAGGAUAUUCUGAUCUUUGCUGCACUCAGGCAGAUGUUGAGGGCUGCGGAUGAUGCCUUAGAGGACUUGCCUCUUGAGGAUACUGGUAACCUGGUUCCUUUAGUUCACUGGGGUGUUUGGGAAUCAUUUUCCUAGCCCUGACAUAUAUUGUAAUAUGUGCUAGUUUCUGCUUUUUGCUUGCCUUGUUUUGGAGCAAUCUGAGGAUUGGCACAUGCUCCGGAGACAUUAGUGCCCCUGGUUUUUUUUUGUUUUGUUUUGUUUUGUUUUGUUUUGUUUUUCGAGUCAGGGUUUC